AUGAGACAAAGAAAAGGCACCGUUGCUGUCAGAGAGCUUUUCUCCCUGCUGAAUUCCAAGGCCGGCUGCAAACAAUGGACGUGGGAGAGCGUCACAAAAAAAGUUUGCAACUUUAUGUCUCAUGAAAAGUGCCUCAAGCAUGUGAAGAUACCAUGCUCGUGUAUUGCGUCAAGUCUCGUAAGGAUUCCAGUUGCACAUUGUUUUGGACCUCCGGGACAUUACAAAAGAAAGUUUUGCACCGUGUGCAGAAAGCAGUUAGAGUCCCUUGCAUUUCGAUGUGAAGUGUGUGAACUACACGUGCAUACAGAUUGUCUCCCGUUUGCUUGCAGCGAUUGUCGUCAGUGCCAUCAAGAUGGGCAUCAGGAUCAUGACACAUACCAUCAUCACUGGAGGGAGGGAAAUCUCUCGUCCAGUGCUCGCUGUGAGGUCUGCAAGAAAACCUGUGGCUCUUCGGAGGUGCUGUCUGGCAUGAGGUGUGAGUGGUGUGGCAUUCUGGCUCAUGCUUCUUGCUACAUUAUUGUACCACCAGAAUGUACUUUUGGAAGAUUAAGGAAUAUGAUUCUUCCGCCGAAUUGUGUGCGGUUAGUUUCUCGCAAUUUCAGCAAAAUGCACUGUUUUCGAAUAUCAGAGAGCCUGCAAACAGAACCAGAUGAAGAUGAGGAUGUUGAUGGCUUAACACAAGGGUCAGUGAAAGAUGCCCAAAUUUCAACAGAUUCAAGUAAACAAACAUUAAAGAUCUUUGAUGGGAAUGAUGCAGUAAAACGCAAUCAAUUUCGACUGAUUUCCGUUCCAAGGAUUGCAAAAAGUGAGGAGGUUGUGGAGGCAGCGCUGAGGGCAUACUACGUAAAUGAUGAUCAGCAGCACUAUGAGCUCCAGACAUUUUCUCAGCAGACCUUGUUUUCUGAUGACAUCAUCAACAGGAAUGAUGCCACUGAAGAAACCAACCCAGGUCCAGUGUUCAGAGAGGCGGUUCCCGAAGCUUGGAUCAUCAGAGCCAAAUCUAAGGAUCACGAAGUAAUAAGAAUUUAUCCCGGUUGGCUGAAAGUGGGAAUGGCAUAUAUCUCUCUACGAAUAGAUAAGGAAAGCACCACCCAGACAGUAAUUAAAGAAGUUCUCCGGCUAUUAGGACGGCAGACGGAAUGCCUCCAGAAUUUCAAACUUCUAGAAGUACUUAUGGCCAGUAAGCAAGUUCAGCGAAUGGUGCUGGAUGACCAGGAGAUGAUCCUUAGCAGACUUAGGGACAUAAGAAAGACUUCAAUACGUCAGAUGAAUCAGACAAGAUUUUACAUUGUAGAAAAUAAUAAAUCUGUUGUGCGGGUAAAUUUGUUUGUGGGUGGCUUGCCACCUCAGCUCUCUGCUGAAGAAUACACUAACAUCCUCAAGGAUGACUUAGCUAUCAAAACAAAUCUGCUUUCUUUGAGUCAUGUUUACUCAGUGCAAGGUGCUGUUGUACUUGAAAUGUCUUGUUUUUCUGAAGCUGAAAGAAUAUAUAUGCUAGCUAAAGAUACAACGGUCAAUGACAAACAGCUUACUGCCGCUGUGAUUCCUGAAGUUCUGCAUACCAAGCUACCACAGAACUGCUGUCCACUACUUGUCUUUGUGAAUCCCAAAAGUGGAGGUUUGAAAGGCCGAGAUCUACUCUACAGUUUUAGAAAACUGCUAAAUCCUCAUCAGGUCUUUGAACUCACUAAUGGAGGUCCACUGCCUGGAUUUCAUACAUUCUCUCAAGUUCCCUAUUUCCGAGUGCUGGUGUGCGGUGGUGACGGCACAGUUGGUUGGGUCCUUGGUGCGCUGGAGGAAAUCAGACACAUGCUCGUCUGUUCAGAGCCCUCUGUAGCCAUCUUACCUUUAGGAACAGGUAACGAUUUAGGGAGGGUGCUUCGCUGGGGAGCUGGCUAUAGUGGGGAAGAUCCCUACUCUAUUCUGAUAUCUAUAGAUGAAGCUGAUGAUGUACUUAUGGAUCGCUGGACCAUCCUUUUAGAUGCUCAGGAGGCUGUUGAAAGUGCAGAGAAUGGUAUUUUGGAACCUGAUCCUCCAAAGAUUGUACAAAUGAACAACUAUUGUGGCCUUGGAAUUGAUGCAGAAUUGAGCUUGGGCUUUCACCAUGCUAGAGAAGAAGAACCAGGCAAAUUUAAUAGCAGGUUUCACAACAAAGGAGUCUAUGUAAAAGUUGGACUGCAGAGGAUAAAUCACACCAGAAACCUUCACAAAGAGAUAAAACUUCAAGUGGACCAGCAUGAAGUUGAGUUACCAAGUAUCGAGGGACUCAUUUUCAUUAAUAUCCCCAGUUGGGGGUCUGGAGCUGAUCUCUGGGGAUCUGACCACGAUAAUCGAUUUGAGAAACCAAGAAUCGAUGAUGGCUUACUGGAAGUCGUGGGGGUGACCGGUGUUGUGCACAUGGGCCAAGUACAGAGCGGUCUGCGAUCAGGGAUCCGCAUAGCCCAAGGAGCUUACUUCCGUGUGACGCUUCUGAAACCAACGCCCGUUCAAGUAGAUGGGGAACCCUGGAUCCAGCCGCCAGGCCAGAUGAUCAUUUCGGUUGCAGGACCGAAGGUCCACAUGUUGAAAAAAUCCAAACAGAAGCAGAAAAAAACUGGAAGCUUGAAAGAGACAAGAACAGAUAAUGUAUCAAUCACUGAAGUGGGACAUUGAACUGAGCGGACCUUUACAGAACAAAGGCAGCCCAGCUACUGUAGAUGAAAGGAGCCUGCCCUGUACCGCUUUGUGCAGGGGUUUGGUAAAGAAGGGUUCCGAAUGAGCCUGCCCUUUAGUCCAUUGUAGUAGUACUGUGUUCUGCUUGGUUUGUUAAAUGAUUGUGCCUCAUUAGGUGGCUGACGCACACCUACUCAUAUACCACUAAUUUCAUUCGAAAUGUUUGCCUUUGGUAGCCUUCCCUAAACCAUUGCCCAGUUUUUGGUUUGUACCAGUAGAUAACACAGCUCUACCCUAUGGAGCUCUUCACACUUGGUUUUGCAACAUUUUCAUUUUGUUAAGAAAUUUCUAGCCUUUUUGUUACAUAAUCUUCCAUAGACAAAUCAUCGCAAGGUUCUGUUAAACUAACCCUGAACAACAGUCUUCCAACAAACAGAACUGUAGUAGUUGCAUCUCUUUGCUGUUGUGCUGUGACCUUCUUGGGCAAGGCCAAACACCACAAUUUGAGGCGUCGCUGUUUGAGACCAUGUUACUCGAGAUGAAUAACCGUAAUGAUAAUGAUCCCAACGUGAAGAGCGCUGUGUACAGAGGAGAAAAACGGCGCUGAAACACUCAAGUCAAAAUGGCUAAGACAGUAUCGUUUCAAGGUGGUUUACUUGGACAAAGUGGAUGGGGACAAAAAUAUGUUUUAAACAGUUAUGAAAUGGUCUAGCCUCUUCCAGUCA
This is a messenger RNA of Terrapene triunguis (Three-toed box turtle), 3377 nucleotides long. RefSeq names its product diacylglycerol kinase theta. Gene Ontology annotation, biological process: lipid phosphorylation; intracellular signal transduction; diacylglycerol metabolic process. The transcript is spliced from 23 exons. The record is from RefSeq and is a predicted model, not a curated record. Lineage: Eukaryota; Metazoa; Chordata; Testudines; Emydidae. Gene Ontology annotation, molecular function: ATP-dependent diacylglycerol kinase activity. The coding region runs from base 1 to 2652 and encodes 883 amino acids.